AUGGCCCUGCCAACUGCACAGACGACAGAUUCACAUGUCUUGCACGAAAAACGGACGAAUACUCCACGAGAGUGGCGUCGAGGCGAUCGUGUGAACGAAGAUGCUCUUCUUCCCAUCCGGAUUGGUUUGGUGCAGUCGAACCUGGAUGAUGCUUAUGAACAUCUUAUGGACGUGAGCCAUCCUGCGUCGCCGAACUAUGGAAAACACUGGAAGGCUGAGGAUGUGCAUGCAAUGUAUUCGCCAAGUGAGGAAGCGGUUGCUGCCGUGAGAGCAUGGUUGGAGAGUGAGGGAGUUGGUGAUGUUGUGCAUUCUGAUAAUAAGGGCUGGCUGGCGUUCGACAUUCCUGCUUCUCAGGCAGAAGCUCUGUUCUCCACAGAGUACUACGAAUUCGAACACAAGAUGUCAACAGACAAGAUCAAGGUUGGAUGUGAUGGCUACCACGUUCCUGCGGAUUUGGCCCACCAUAUCGACUAUAUCACACCUGGAGUGGCACUUUCUCCUGCUCUCGUGAAAAGGAGCGUCGAUGUCCUUGACAAGCGCGCACAUCCUGCAGAUAAAUGGCUUAGCGGCAGACCAGGACGUCGUCUAUCGCACAGAGCCGCGGCGCCACCUGCAAUCUCUCACUUGCAAACACGUCAAUCUAAUAUCUCUUCCAAUCUUUCGCGCUGUGCGACCAGGAUUACUCCCGCUUGUGUGAAGGCUCUGUAUGGCAUUCCCGACGCGCCAACUGAGGUGGACGACGUCAAUGCUCUUGGUGUCUUCGAAGCUAGCGACGCAUACGCUCAAGCCGACUUGGACCUGUUUUUCCAACUGUACGCACCCCAUAUACCACAAGGAACUCAUCCAACGCUCAACUCGAUCGAUGGAGGCCAAGACCCCUCCAGCCCAGAUGCUCCAGUGUACGGGGAAUCCGAUUUCGACCUGGAAGUUGCUUAUUCCUUGAUCUACCCACAAAAAAUCAUUCUCUACCAAGUAGACGACUCCACCUACGUCAAUUUGGACUCAAAAGUAUACUUCAAUUCCUUCCUCGACGCCUUAGAUGGAUCCUACUGCACAUACUCUGCGUAUGGCGUGACGGGCAAUGACCCCGCGAUCGAUUCCAUGUAUCCCAACCCCGCCGAAGGAGGCUACAAAGGCGAUUUGAUGUGCGGAACGUACAAGCCCACGCGGGUCAUUUCUAUCAGUUAUGGAGUCAGUGAAUUCGACGCACCCUUGAAUUACACCAAACGGCAGUGUAACGAGCUUUUGAAGCUCGGUCUACAAGGUGUGACGUUCGUCUGGGCUUCGGGAGACGAUGGUGUUGCGGCUUUUCAUGGCGACGAUAGUGCUUCGGGAUGUCUGGGGAAAGAUGAAAAACUGUUUAAUCCUCUCUUUCCGACAUGUCCGUAUGUGACCAGUGUGGGCGGUACGCAGCUGUGGGCUGGACAGACGUUGUCGGAUCCGGAAUCUGCUUUGGCAGGUCCUUUGGAACACGGAGGCACGGCUUACAGUGGGGGUGGAUUCGCAAAUUAUUUUCCAGUCCCGGAUUACCAACAGUCAGCUGUUUCGACAUACUUCCAAAACCACGACCCCGAUCUCCCCUACUACACCGCCCGCAACGACUCCGUUGGGAUCACCAACAUGGGCGAAAACCACGGCCUCUACAACCGUGCCGGACGCGGUACCCCCGACGUCUCAGCCACCGCCGGUCCAUUCCAAUUGAUUUACAAUAAGCAACAUGUCGCCUUGUAUGGGACUUCGUUUUCGGCGCCAGUUUGGGCCGGUAUCAUCACGAUGAUUAAUCAGGAACGGACGAAUGUUGGAAAGGGGCCUGUGGGGUUUAUUAAUCCGGUGUUGUAUGCGAAUCCUGGGGUGUUGAAUGAUGUGGUGAAUGGGUCGAAUCCUGGGUGUGGGAGUGAGGGUUUUAAGGCUGCGGAGGGUUGGGAUCCUGUUACUGGACUGGGAACGCCGAAUUAUCCCAAGUUGUUGGAGUUGUUUAUGGGUCUGCCUUGA
Molecule: messenger RNA, 1992 nt
Organism: Sphaerulina musiva SO2202
Lineage: Eukaryota; Fungi; Ascomycota; Dothideomycetes; Mycosphaerellales; Mycosphaerellaceae
Product: subtilisin-like protein
Exons: 6
Coding region: 1-1992 (663 amino acids)
Biological process (GO): proteolysis
Molecular function (GO): serine-type endopeptidase activity; tripeptidyl-peptidase activity
Source: RefSeq, a predicted model, not a curated record